Apus apus (common swift) is the source of this 2719-nucleotide messenger RNA. RefSeq names its product chromosome 17 C17orf80 homolog (gene MTNAP1). The transcript is spliced from 4 exons. The coding region runs from base 1 to 1677 and encodes 558 amino acids. Lineage: Eukaryota; Metazoa; Chordata; Aves; Apodiformes; Apodidae. The record is from RefSeq and is a predicted model, not a curated record.
AUGCGCAACGAGCGAUGCGGGCCGGCCACGCCCCCUGCCGUCACAGAGUGCGCCGCGGCGCGGCGGGCCGCGCAUGCGCGGGGCGGCGGGGCGGGCAUGGCGGGGCGGGAGCGCUGCCCGCACUGCCUGCGGCCCUUCCAGCGCCUCCGCGCCCACCUCCCGCACUGCCGCGCCGCGCCCCGCCCCGCCCCGGGACCCGGCCGCGACAGCGGGCACCCCGCUCCCGGCAGCGGCGCGGGGUCGGAUGGAGCCGGUGCCGCCGCCGGGCCGCGGGCGGGCGCCGAGAGCGGCGGGCAGCCCCCCGGGAGCGGGCACGGGCUGCCCCGGCAGGCGGCCCCGGCAGGCGGGGAGGCGGCCCGGAAGGGCAAGAAGGCCGCGCAGGGCGGAGGGUCCGGCCCCGGGGCUCGGCGCCGGCCCGAGGGGCCCCGCGAGGAGCGGAGAGCGGAGCCUUCGGAGCAGGACGUGGCCACCGCCCUCGAUUUGCUCCCCGAGGAGGUCAGAGGUAUCCCCGAAAAGCUGAGUAACGGAGUGGAAGUAGUAAUAGAGAAGCACCGCGCCAGGGUGCUCAGGGAGAAGAGCGGGUCCCGCAGCCGCGGAUCCCCCGCAGGAACCCCCAGAACCCCCGCAGGAACCCCCGGAUCCCCCGCAGGAACCCCCAGAACCCCCGCAGGAACCCCCAGAACCCCCGCAGGAACCCCCGGAUCCCCCGCAGGAACCCGCGGCAGCGGCGCGGGGGAAGCGCCGGGCGGGGCCCGGGGAGCAGCCCCAGCCCGGCCCGGGCUGCGGGACGGAACGAUCGUCCCAGAAAUCCCGCCGGCAGGCACGCGUGGCCUCGGAGCUGCAGAGAACGCGGCUGCGGGCUCCAAGGGGGGGAAAGGCCGCAUCAAGGCAGCUAAAACAGCCGCCCGUGAAGCUGAGGCCGCCGGCAGGGACAGCCCCGGGGGCCUCGCUCUGCAGGAGGGAGCAGAGCCAGCCCUGAGAGAGGAGAAGCAGAUGCACCCGGGAGUCGGUGUGGAGUGUAAAGCCUCUCUCUCUGCUUUGCACACCAAGAACCUCCAUCUGCCAGUGUCAGAGGGUUUCAGAGAUCACCACAAAGGGACAGCCAAAAAUUACCUAAGCAGCACAGAGAAGCCUGGGGAGAGGGAGCAGCAGAUGGCUGCUGUCUCCGAGCCCAUCCUGCAGGGGAGGAGGGACACCGAGCUGGCACAGCACCAGCUCCUGCUCCCCACCUCCAAGAUCCAGCCCGUCUGUCCAUCCCAGGCCUCUGGCAGGAGCACACCAGCAGGUGCCACCAGCCUGGAGUGGUUUCCAGACUUAUAUCCUAAUUAUCACAGGCUGAGUAUUUUUCCAGGGAAGCCUUUCCAAGAAGAGACUGGAAUCACCAUGAAGACACCAAGGGGUGAUUUCUCAGAGGGACAACAAGGUCCCCUCCGGGAGCGGCGCCUGCUGGAUGUGCAGCUGGCAGAGCUGCCUGCCUGGCUGGGCACCCGGGACUUGUCUCCUCAGGGGCUGCUUGGAGGAGUCCAGAAAGCCUGGAGCAGCUAUUACAACAAAUACAUCAACGUGAGGAAGGGGGGACCAGCAGGGCUCUCCAUGCUGCUGGCAGGAUACUGCCUCCUCAGCUACAGCUGGAACUAUCAGCACAUCAAGCAGCAUCGCUGGCGUAAAUACCACUGAGGAAUCACAGCAUGUCAGGGGUUGGAAGGGACCUCUGAAGAUCGAGUCCAACCCCCCUGCCAGAGCAGGACCACAAAAACUUAGGGCAGGUCACUCAGAAAAGCAUCCAGACAGGUCUGGAAAGUCUCUAGAGAAGGAGACUCCACAACCUCUGGGCAGCCUGUAACAGGAAGCUGGAACAGUCAUGGAUAUUUCACUGGGAGUCAGCAGAAGUGCUCAGAAACAUCAUCCCACAGGGCUUCAGAUCAGCAGAGGCCCAUUUACAGGCACAUGAGUUCUUUAGUUGAGGGGAAUGCUUUUAAUCACCCUCCUGGGGACAGAGGAGUGACAGGGGCAGCCUGCAGCCACUGCUGUGUGGUCCAGGCAGCCUUUGGUACUGAAAGAAGCCUUAGAGCUGCUGUGUGCAGUAGAGCUGGAGUCCUCAGAAGCCCAAAUCUCUCCCUUUUGGAGACCAGACCCAGGACAACCCCUUAAACCAGGCUGCUAAUUAAUUGACAUGGACAUUGUGAGGGGCUGGGUGGCAUUAGGCCAGAACAGUUCCCUCUCUGUGCCCAGCUCAGCCCAUCUUUUACUUACCCCUCUCCACUAAAUGGGAUUUGCCCUGGAUUGGCAGGAGAAGGGUGGUCCCUGCCCCAAAGGACCCCCAGUCCUUGCUGGGUGCUGGUGGUUCUGGCCAGGCUCUGAGGGAAGGACCUUUGUGAAGGUGGUAAAGCAGCAGCACCCAGACCUCAGUGCUCUAUUUCUGGAGGAAGAAAAUCCAUUGGAUUAAGCUGUAGUGCCCAAAGGGCAAACUGGUGACUGCAGCAGCCUAACAAGGACAGUUAGGAGAGCUGCUGGUUGCAGCCUGUCAUCAAACAUGUCUCUGGAAAAGGGCUGGUCAUGUUACAGGCAUGAAUGGGGAAAAAAACAAAACAAAACACAAGGAAAUAAAACCACCCUGAACACUCUUUAUCCAAAGAGCAGUGCAGGAGCUCUGUGCCAGAGGUUGUUUCACCAAAAUCUCCCUCUCACCAGCAAUAAAAGCCUUUGUGAGUUUUCCUUU